AUGGCUUCUCAUGAUAGGAUGGAGAGGAAUGAAAAAAAGACAGAUUCCAUUGAGACUUCAUUGAAACAUUUAGAAGCUCAAAUGGGACAAAUUGUUGAAGAGCUCAAUAAAGAGAAACUAUCAAGUCAACCUGAACAAGUCAAUUCCAUUACUACUAUUAAAAAAGGUGAGGUUGUUGAUGAUAAUAUUGCUAUAGAAAUUGAAAGGAAUUCUUCUUCUUAUGCAGGUACACCUAAAAAUAAUGGAUUAGUACAAAUCAAUAAGGAGAGCAUGCAAAUGGAAGAAAAAGUAGAGCCUACUCUUAGACUUGAGGAGAAAGAAAAGGAAGCAUAUUGUGGACCUGAAUUUCAUAAGGCAGCUCAGCCUUAUAGACCCCCUAUUCCUUUUCUAAACCAACCCAAAGAGAGCAAAAAGGAUGAAAAAAAAUUUGAAAGUAUUGAGAUGCUCUCUAAAGUUAAUACUAAUUUACCUUUGUUGGAUGUUAUCAGGAACAAGCUAGCUAAUGUAAAAAAAUUUGAAGAUUUGAACACUAACAAAAGGCGAUAUGCGAACAACAAAAAAGUACAAGUAGGAAGUAUAAUGCUUCAACAUCAGUUGCCCCUUAAGAUGAAGGAUCCUAGUAGCUUCACCAUUGAUAUUACAAUAGGUGACAAAAAGCAUACAAAGGCCAUGUUAGAUUUGGGAGCAAGCAUCAACUUGAUGCCUUAUUUAAUGUAUGAACAACUUGGCUUGGGAGAGUUGAAGCCUACCACUAUGUCUCUACAAUUUGCUGAUAGAUCGAUAAAAUAUCAUAGAGGUAUAGUGGAUGACUUGCUAGUACAAGUAGGUAAGUUAAUAAUUCCAGUUGAUUUUGUAGUGCUUGACAUGGAAAACCCACCGGUAAGGAAUAAAGAGCAAAUUAUACUCCUUGGUAGACCUUUCAUGGCAACUACUAGAACUGUGAUUGAUAUGCAUGAUGGAAAACUUACCAUGACAGUUUUAGGAGAAACUAUGAAAUUUAAAGUGUUUGAUUCUCUAACUUUCUCUCCUAAAUCUACUAUCGAUAAGUGUUCAUAUAAUUAUUUAGAUUCUCUUGUUUAUCAACAAUUAUAUGAUGAUGUUUCAUUCUUAAUUGACAAGAGUUUUCAUGACACUUUAGAUGUUCGCGUUAAAAGUAUGAAGCCAUACUUGAAAGGAAUGACUUAUGACCAAUAG
Messenger RNA from Ricinus communis (castor bean), 1194 nucleotides. RefSeq lists its product as uncharacterized. The record is from RefSeq and is a predicted model, not a curated record. Lineage: Eukaryota; Viridiplantae; Streptophyta; Magnoliopsida; Malpighiales; Euphorbiaceae. The transcript has a single exon. Bases 1 to 1194 code for a protein of 397 amino acids.